This is a messenger RNA of Misgurnus anguillicaudatus (oriental weatherfish), 8757 nucleotides long. The record is from RefSeq and is a predicted model, not a curated record. Lineage: Eukaryota; Metazoa; Chordata; Actinopteri; Cypriniformes; Cobitidae.
UACGUCGUCAUCACGUCAUGUCAUUUCAGCGCGAAAACAGCCGCGUGCCUCUUCUUCUUCGUUGGACAACUCCUCGUCCGGGGCAUCAUGGGAUAGUGAAGCGUCCAUCGUAUGCACACUGCAAAAUCUAACCGGAAGUAGUAGGUCAUCCGGGUACUUUUCGCAUACUGUUUUUCGAAUACUAUGUAUUCGGACAUACUACUCGCCUCGCCUACUGCUUUUCGCGUACUAUAUAUGUUGAUGAUGGAUGUGAUGUGCUGUAAAUCAGUAGGAACUGAUCUGUCCAUGCUGGAUAUUGAUGAUUUCAUGAGAGAAAUCUCUCAGCUGAAGAAAGAGGUGGCGUUACUGGAGACAAAGCUGAGAUUAAGAGGAGAUGAAGGACUGAAGAGAGAGGACUCCGAGCUCAGUCUGACUUUACUCUGUUAUACUGAGUCAAAGCACACAGACGCUCAGGACACUACAGUGUGUGACAGUAAUCAGGACUUACAGGAUGAUGAAUCUACUGAUCAAACCUCCACAGAGUCUCUGGAUUCUGUCUGUAACGCUGGAGAACAGCAGCAGAUCCUGCACACCAAACUCAACAUGUGUUCAGUCAAACUCAUCGACAGUGGAAACCAAACGGAGAUUAGAACAGAAGCCACAGCAGAUGAAUAUGAAGACAAACAUAAUGAUGGUCAUGAUUCUAUUCUCUCAGAUGUAAAGAGUGAAUUAUGUUUGGAUGGAGAAAUAACGUCCUCGACUCUUUCCUGCAUCACCGGUGGAGAGACAUUGAGCUCACAGAGACAUUUAAAGAGACAUGAAAGAAAACACACAGGAGAGAAACUCUUCACCUGCAGGAGAUGUAAGAUCAGCUUUACUACCUUACAAGAGAAGAAACUUCAUUCACAAGAGCACAGAGAGAAAAAGAAGAAGUUGUUUCACUGUGAGCAGUGUGGAGAGAAUUUUGGCUCCUUAUCUCAUCUGAGACUUCACAUGAGGACACACAAUGCUGAAAAGCCUUUCUACUGCACUGAAUGUGGCCAUUACUUCAGAACCAAAAACAGUCUUGAUUCUCAUAAGAGAAUUCACACAGGAGAAAAACCACACGAGUGUCCUUACUGUGAGAUGAGAUUCAGCCACAAAUCUAAUUUGAGGACACAUGUGUUUACACACACCAAAGACAGUCCAUAUCAGUGCAGUGAAUGUGGAAAAACCUUUAUGAAUUCAAGUCAAUUAAAAUCACACCAAAUACAACACACUAAAGAGAAACCCUUUCAAUGUUCACACUGUGAUAAACGUUUCAGUCGUAAAACUAAUCUUACAGCCCAUGAGAGACUUCACACUGGAGAGAAACUUAAUCAUUGUAGUGUCUGUGAGAAGAGUUUCAGUCGACGUGAAAAUUUAGUGACUCAUCAAAGAACUCAUACAGGUGAAAAACCUUAUCACUGUAAUAUCUGUGAGAAGAGUUUCAGUCGACGUGAACAUUUAGUGAAACACCAGAGAACUCAUACAGGCGAAAAACCUUACAAAUGCUCUCAGUGUGAGAAGACAUUUGCUUAUUCAUCUCACUUUAAAGACCAUCAGAGAGCUCAUACUGGAGAUAACCCUCAUCACUGUAAUGUUUGUGGGAAGAGUUUUGAUCAUAGAAGCAGUUUAGUGAGACACCAGAUAAUUCAUACAGGUGAAAAACCUUUCAAAUGCUCUCAUUGUGAGAAGACGUUUACGGAGUCAAGUCACCUUAAAUCUCAUCAGAGACUUCAUACAGGAGAGAAACCUUACAAAUGCUCUCAGUGUGAGAAGACGUUUGCUCAUUCAUCUCACUUUAAAUCUCAUCAGAGAGUUCAUACUGGAGAGAAACCUUACAUUUGCUUGAUCUGUGAGAAGAAAUUCACUCAUGCCAAAAGUCUUCAAAAUCAUCAGAAGGAACAUACUGAUGAACAAAUACACCAAGGUACUACUUUUGAUGAAGCGAUGGCUGCACUUCAGAAACACUUUGUGCCUAAAGUUAACGUGGUUGCAUGCCGACACACGUUCAGACAACGUGUGCCAAGAGCGGAUGAAUCUGUUACGCAAUACGUUGCCGCUUUACGAGCGUUAGCUGCCCCAUGUGCAUUCGGGGAAAUGGAGAGUGAAAUGCUCCGUGAUCAGUUGAUCGCAAAUGCGACGUUGACUGCAGUAAGGGACAAAUUACUAUUAGAGGACGACCUCACGCUGGAGAAGGCGAUUACAAUCGCAUGUCAAGUGGAAGCUGCGGUUAAAAAUUCGUCAUUGCUCUGUAAUUCCACUACUACUGCCAUGAAGUCGGUACAGGCUAUUAGUAUGCAUACUAAGUAUGGCAAAGGAGGAAAGGGCGCACGUUCAACUAAGCAGACACAUGUUGCUCAGAGACGAUCGGAGGAUCGAAAACAAACAACGGCCGGUCGACAUUGCUUCAGAUGCGGAUCGGACAAACAUCUGGCAAAUGAUAAAAACUGCCCUGCUGCUAAAGUGACAUGCAGACAUUGUGGAAAAAGAGGACACUUUGCUAAAGUGUGUAAAGCAGCAGUGAGUGAGGUAAGAGAAGUGGUAGUUCCAGAUGUGACUGUGCUCUGUGUGGAUAACGUACAAAAAUCGGUUACAACCGAUGAUAAGAUCACCUGUGAAGUGAACGUUGAAGUACCAAGAGGUCAUAAACAUAAGUUACAACUGGUUGUAGAUACGGGUGCAUCUGUUUCCAUACUUCCAGAAGACCUGUAUAAGAAACACUUCUCACAAUGCACACUGAGUAAGCCAAAAAUUAAACUAGUCACUUAUGCAAAAGAGAACCUACCAGUCAUUGGCUGCUUAUCAGCAUUAGUGGGUGUUUCAGAAAAUGACAAUGUAGUUCCAGCUACUUUUUAUGUAGUGACUGCAGGAUCUCCCUUGUUAGGGUUGGAUUUAAUAAGACUGCUAAACCUGAACAUUGUAAGUGGGAAAGUAAAACACAUAGACAAUGAAUGUGAAAUCUCAGCUGCACCUCUUCAUAUGACUCAGCAUUCUACAAGUCCUGUGUACAAAGUUUCACCUGUAUCUGCUACUCACCUGGGCUGUGUGAAAGGAUUUAUCCACAAAGUGCAAGUUAAUUCAACAGUGACACCAGUACGUCAAAAAUUGAGACGCUUACCUCUCAGCAUCCGCAAGGAGGUGUCCACUGAGCUUAAUCGUCUCCUCACAGCGGGCGUAAUCGAACCAGUCGAUGCUUCAGAAUGGGUUAGUCCGUUGGUUGUGGUACGUAAGCGUGAUGGACACAUUAGACUUUGUGUGGACCUUCGUGAACCCAAUAAAAGUGUGAUAAUGGAUUGCUACCCAUUACCCCACAUGGAUGAUUUAUUUACAGAACUUGCAGGUGCUUCACAUUACAGUCAAAUUGACCUUAGCUCUGCUUACCACCAGCUGCCUCUCCAUCCUGACAGUCGUAACCUGACAGCGUUCAUAACGCACGAAGGCCUUUUCCGUUUCACACGGGAGGCCCAUGAUAAGCACCUCCAAGAUGUCCGUCAAAGGCUAGAUGAGGCUGGCUUGCAGAUUAACUUUGAUAAAAGCUCUUUCAACCAAACAAGCAUUCCAUUCCUUGGUCACAUCAUUUCUAAAGAAGGACUACGUCCCAGCCCAGACCACCUCACUGCCAUUUCUGAAGCACCUCGACCUACGGAUAUGGUAGCGCUACGUUCGUUCCUAGGGCUCACGUCAUGGUUCAACAAAUUCCUUCCAAACUACGCUACUGUGGUUGAGCCACUGAGACAGAUGCUUAGAGCUGAUGCAAAAACGCCACUACAGUGGAGUAAAGAGACUGUUGGAAGCUUUGAAAUGCUUAAGAGAAUGCUGCUGGAGAGCCCUGUUCUUUCUAUUUAUGAUCCUUCCCUUUCCACAUUCAUUACUACAGACGCCUCAGAUUACGGCCUUGGUGCUGUUCUGACACAGCUACAUCCUGAUGGUGUCGAACGUGUGGUAGCUUUUGCAUCCAGGACGCUAUCAACAGCGGAACGGAAAUAUUCUACUGUGGAGAAGGAGGCGCUUGCAUGUGUUUGGGCGGUAGAAAAGUGGAGAACGUAUGUGUGGGGACAUCGUUUCACUCUAAGAACUGAUCGUCAGGCCCUGACCACUCUUCUCUCCACAAAGGGCAUGAAUAGAGCAGGCAUGAGGGUUGCUCGUUGGUCUGCUAGGCUUCUAUGCUUCCAGUAUGAUGUACAGUACCGUCCAGGUAGUAAAAAUUGUGUGGCGGAUUGUCUGUCCCGCAUGCCAUUGAGCCACACAGACACCACUGUAUCCAUUGAACAGGAUUUGAUUUCUGAAAUCGCAGAAAUUCAGCCCUUUCUGACUGCCUUGCCGCUAGUGGACUUCAAAGCUGAAUGCGAGGACUGUCCAGAACUGUCUCAGUUACGUCAGACAAUUCAAACAGGUUGGCCUAAAAUGCAAAAGUCUGUCUCUAGUGAUUUACGUCCUUACUUCCCAAUCAGAAAUGAACUGGCGGUUGAAUGUCCAUUGAUUUUCAGAGGGAAUCGUUUGAUUGUUCCUAUUGCACUGCGGGAACGCCUCACCCACUUGGCGCACGAGGGACAUCAGGGGCUGGUUCGUACCAAACAGCGUCUGAGAGAGCUGUAUUGGUGGCCGCAAAUGGACGAUCUUGUUCACACUAUACUGUCUUCAUGUGUGACCUGCCAGGCCAGUGACAAAUCGGCAAAAACAUUUCCAGCUCCAAUGCAGCCAGUGGAGUUCCCAAAAGGCCCAUUUCAACAUGUUGCUAUUGAUAUAGUAGGACCUUUCGAGAAGGGAGCUGUUGAUUGUAAGUUUGCAAUAACACUGAUUGACUAUUUCAGCAAAUGGCCAGAAGUUGGUUUUGCUUCUUCGGUUACAACAGAAACUGUUCUGAAAUUUCUGACCACUGUCUUUGCUCGAGAAGGAAACCCCUGCACCAUCACGACGGACAAUGGACCACAGUUCACUUCGUCUGAAUUUGCUGAUUUUGUGAAAACACAGGGAAUAAAGCACAUAAAGACCAGUGUUUAUCAUCCUCAGGCUAAUGGAGCCGUUGAAAGGUUCAACAGGGUGCUGAAAGAGUGUCUCCAAGCAGCUGAAGUGGCGCGUAAGCCCUGGAAAUCUGCAGUCCUGACCAUGCUGAAGAGCUAUCGAGCGACACCCCAUGCUACAACGGACUCAGCUUUGACUGACUGCUUAUUAGCCAACUGCCCAUCUGAAAUAACCACUACCUAUAACAACACCCUCACCAAUAUACUUGACACUCUAGCUCCUGUUAAAACUAGACUUGUGCCGUCUGCCCAUGUGUCACCUUGGUUUACUCCUGAACUUCGAGCAAUGAAGGCCAUUGGUCGCAGACUGGAAAGGCUACAUAAGAAAACUGGACUCACUUACAACAGGAGGCGCUCUGCAGCUCUUUACUCCACAUAUAAACCCACUAAAGAAAGAAAGAAACAGCUCGCGUGUGAUGUGUUUGUGUAUCCUAUUUUAGUGUUGAUGAUGGAUGUGAUGUGCUGUAAAUCAGUAGGAACUGAUCUGUCCAUGCUGGAUAUUGAUGAUUUCAUCACAGAAAUCUCUCAGCUGAAGAAAGAGGUGGCGUUACUGGAGACAAAGCUGAGGUUAAGAGGAGAUGAAGGACUGAAGAGAGAGGACUCCGAGCUCAGUCUGACUUUACUCUGUUAUACUGAGUCAAAGCACACAGACGCUCAGGACACUACAGUGUGUGACAGUAAUCAGGACUUACAGGAUGAGGAAUCUACUGAUCAAACCUCCACAGAGUCUCUGGAUUCUGUCUGUAACGCUGGAGAACAGCAGCAGAUCCUGCAGAACAAACUCAACAUGUGUUCAGUCAAACUCAUCGACAGUGGAAACCAAACUGAGAUUAAAACAGAACCCACAGAAUUAAAAAUUGAACCCACAGAUGACGACUAUGAAGACAAACAUAAUGAUGCUCAUGAUUUUAUUCUGUCAGAUGUGAGGAGUGAAUUAUGUUUGGAUGGAGAAAUAACGUCCUCAACAUCAGAAGAGCAGAAUCUCUUCACCUGCACAAGAUCUGAAUUCAGCUUUACUACCUUCCAAGUGAAGGAACUUCAUUCAGAAGAUCACAGAGAGAAAAGGCCGUUUCACUGUGAGCCAUGUGGGAAGGAUCUUUCUCCAGUAACGUCUCAUAUUAAUGCUCACAUCAAGACACACAGUGAUGAAAAGUCUUACUACUGCACUGAAUGUGGCUAUUACUUCAGCAGCAAACAAAGUCUUGAUGCUCACAAGAGAAUUCACACAGGAGAAAAACCAUACGAGUGUCCUCACUGUAAGAUGAGAUUCAGACACAAAUCAUGUAUGAAGAGACAUUCGCGUAUACACACCAAUGAGAGACCGUAUCAGUGCAGUGAAUGUGACAAAACCUUUAGGGAUUCAAGUAAAUUAAAAUCACACCAAAAUAUUCACUCUGGAGAGAAACGCUAUCAAUGUUCACACUGUGAUAAACGUUUCUGUAAGAAAGCUCAGCUGAUACGCCAUGGUAGAGUUCAUACUGGAGAGAAACCUUACGUCUGUAGUAUUUGUGGGAGGAGUUUUAAUAAACAUGACAAUUUAGUGAUACACCAGAGAACUCAUACAGGUGAAAAACCUUACAAAUGCUCUCAGUGUGAGAAGACGUUUGCUCAGUCAGGUUCCUUAAAAGCUCAUCUGAGAGUUCACACAGGAGAAAAACCUUACCAUUGCUCAAUCUGUGGAGAGAGAUUCUCACACCAUAGUGUCUUCAGACUUCAUCUGAGAGAUCAUACUGGAGAGAAACCUCAUCACUGUGAUGUUUGUGGGAAGAGUUUCAGUCGACAUGACAGCUUAGUGACACACCAGAGAACUCAUACAGGUGAAAAACCUUACAAAUGCCCUCGGUGUGGGAAGACGUUUAAUCAGUCAUGUAACUUAAAAGCCCAUCAGAGAGUUCACACUGGAGAGAAACCUCAUCAAUGCAGUAUUUGUGGGAAAAGUUUCAGUCGACAUGACAGCUUAGUGUCACACCAGAGAACUCAUACAGGUGAAAAACCUUUUAAAUGCUCUCAGUGUGAGAAGACGUUUGGUCAGUCAGGUUCCUUAAAAGCCCAUCAGAGACUUCACACUGGAGUGAAACCUCAUCACUGUAAUGUUUGUGAGAAAAGUUUCAGUCGACGUGAACAUUUAUUGAAACACCAAAGAACUCAUACAGGUUAAAAACUUAUGAACGCUCUCAGUGUGAGAUGUUUGCUAAGUCAAGUUACUUAAAAGUCCAUCAGAGAGUUCACACUGGAGACAAACCUUACAUCUGCUCAGUCUUAUAAUAUCUCAUAAUGUGACCCCUUCUGCGUCAUAUAUACAACCAGCACUGGGGAUUUUGCUGUACAUGGCAUGCCGUGGAUUAUCUCGUUUAACUUGUUAAACUUUUACAUUUGUGGUCCAUUUAUGCAUUCAGUGAUAUUUGGAAAUAUUUUAAUUUAAACAAAAGUAUGAAAAUUUCUAGAUAAUGGGGCAGGUUCCUGGACAGGGAUUAGACUAGUUCUAGACUAAAAUAAAUGUAAGAGCUUUACAAGAUGAAAAAAAAAUUGCACUGACAUAUUUUAAAAUACGUCAGUGCCAUUUGUUUAGCCUCAAAAUGCAUGCCAGUAAUGUUUUUAGUAAGGCACGUUGUUAAUUUUUUUUUAUAUUUCCUAAUUAAACUAAGGCCUAGUCCUGAUUUAAGAUAAUACCUGUCUGGGAGACCACCCCAUAAACAGACAAAACCCCAUGCAAAUUGUUUUAUGGUGCACGUUUAAAACACCUUCUGCCUUAUUAUUUAUUUAAGUUAGGCAAGGAUAGUCGGGCCUGCCUAUUUUUGUCUGUAAUAAGAACAAUAAUCACUCUACUCCAUCUAUCUGGCAGUCUAGUGAUAAAUGCUAUUAACACAAAUUGUCAGAUUUCCUCUAUAGGCCGUUUGGUACAGCUAAGGUUCUAAUAGAAGCAAGCAGACUUUUGUCUUUUAUAAGUUUAAUUAAUACAAUUUAGUGAUUGUACUUUUAUUUUUACUUAGUACAAAUAUCUGUUUUUUUUUAUUAAGUCUAAAACCCUAAAUUAAAUUAGACAAGCUGCACACUGUCAGGCACCAGAGGUCGCGUUCACUUUCUGUCAGACUCGUCAAAACAUCAUCCUUACGGACAAGUUGGCAAGUUCAAGUGUUCAAAUCCUAAAUUAAUAAAUGUAUUAUUUCAGUUAUUUUACACCGUUGUCUGUGUGUGUAUGAAUGUGUGAGUGAAUGUGAGGCUAAUUGUAAACCGCUUUGGAUGGCCAUAGGUCUGUUAAAAGUGCUAUAUAAAUGCAGUCCAUUUACCAUCAGUCCAUUUAAAAAACAAGCUAAGAGUCAAGAUUGAACUCCAACUAAAACAAACACUGAUCACCACAAUAGUGGUUUACAAUUUUUAAGAGAUGGUGAUAAAGAGGAUAAGGUUAAAGAUUGCAGCUUUUAAUUCUGCUUCAGUGUUACAUUUUAAAGAUUUAGAUAAUAUAUACCCAGUAAUGUUCAUUUAACACUUGGGAUUUUGCUGUGUAGCUCUGUGGAGGGAUUUCGUAGACAAAUGUGGGUUACUACAUUUGAAGAGGUUUGUAGGCUCUGUAGGAACUGCCUGUCCCUUGGAUUAUUCUGUACCUGUUUUUGCCUUUGUCUGCCUGGUUUGCCUAUGUUUGCCUAUUGCUCUCCUGUGUAUGACCUUUCGCCUGUUUUAUUGGAUUUAUGUUUGUGGAUUACCCUUUUAAUAAAAUCUGCAUUUGGAUUCUCAA